AUGAUUAUAUUAAUUAUAGCAACAGUGUCUUGUCUGGAUAUUAAUUUGACAAAUCUACAAUUUAAUUAUUAUAGUUUACCUAUAUUAGCAAAUAAUAAUACAUAUAAUCUAAUUGUAGACACUGGCAAUGAAGACAUGUGGAUAUUUGGAAAGAAUUCCAAUAGAAGAAAUUAUUUUGAAUGUUAAAAUUGUAUCCCAAUAGAGAAUCAUACAUUAGAAUAUGCAUAAGGCAAGAUCUCUGGAUUUAAAUUCAAUCAAAUAUUUUCAUUAAUGAAUCAAUCUUUGAUAUUGUAAGUAAUUGAAGCAUCUAAAGUUGAACAUUUUUAUUCAAUAAUUGCUGAUGGUGCAAUUGGAUUAAGUAGAAAAUAACUAUCUAAAGAAGAUAACUUUUUAAAGAAAUUAUAUGAAUCAAAAGUUAUUGAUGAUAUAUAAUUUGGGCUUUUAUUAAAUGAAUAAAAUUGUUAACCUACAUCAAUUUUGAUUCUUGGAACACCAAAUAAAAAUUAUUAUAUCAAUGAAUUAUAAUAUGUAAAAUCAAUUGAAUCUGAAUAAUGGACUGUGAAAGGUAAAUCAAUAGAAAUUUUUGGGAAAAACAACAAAUAUGAAUUAGAAUCAUAUUCAUAAAUUAUUGUAUUUGAUAGUGGAAUAUCUAAAAUUCAAAUAUCGAAAUAUAAAUUAAAUAAACUAAUUGCAAUUUUGAAUGAAAAUUAUUAAUUGAAUUGUUAUAAAGAAACUUAGAAUUAAAUUAAUGAAAUUGUAUGUUCAUAUAAUGAAGAAUCAUUUCCUGAAUUGAAUAUUAAUAUUGAUACUAAUAUUAGUUUAACAUUAUUACCACAAGAUUAUAUUGCAUAUUGUCAUUAUAAUUACUUUUUAUAACAUAUAUGUUAUUUAAAUUUUCAAUAGAUAGAUAAUAAAGAUGUUCUAGUAUUGGGAUCAGUAUUUUUAUAAAAGUAUUAUACACAUUAUGAUGUCAAUACAUAGUAAAUUGGUAUUGCUAAAUCCAUAUAUUAUUGUAAGAUAUAAAUUAAUUUUAGAAAGGGAUAAAUAGAGUUUGAAUUAACUUGGAAGUACUUAUAUUUAUAAUGACGUGUUAUUCUUCUCGUUCAUUUUAGUACUACUAUUGUUAAUAGGAAUUUACUUUUCACUUAAAUUGUUAUUAAAACAAUCAAUUCCUUUAUAUCUAUCUGUCUUAGAGAAAUCCUCAUCUAGAUCAUAAGAAUAGGAAAUGGAGGCAAUCACAUUAAAGACUUAAUCAAAUAGUUAACCACCUUUGACAACCUGA
Molecule: messenger RNA, 1282 nt
Organism: Paramecium pentaurelia
Lineage: Eukaryota; Ciliophora; Oligohymenophorea; Peniculida; Parameciidae
Source: the annotation of a GenBank genome assembly